AGCUAUCCGAAUGGCCAACCCCCCAACCUCGGAAACUUUGCCACUCGGCCAACAUGUCUCUACCUCUGAUGCCGAAUUCAAGCUAGAUCUGACGACGGCCAACCUGCCCACGAUAGAGCUGGAGGAUCUCAUGAUCAACUCGCGAGCCCCUUCAACAACGUCUUCUGGCUAUCUGGCUACCGACAGCGGCAGCAAUGAAAUGCCGUCUACUGCGGUGACAUAUGAGAAAUCGCGCUCCCAUGCCAGCCCGUCGGGAUCAUCCCUGCGAGGCUCCCAGAACGGAGAGUCUUCUCGACGACAGUCGUGGAUGUCGACGGGGUCCAGCACGGGGUCUCAGGGGUCCUUGAGGGGCGAUCCGCGCCUGCGCAUGGUCAUAAGGCAGCGGAGGGAGUCGCAAAACCUCCGCGAGUUGGGCGAGUUCCUGCGCAGCAAGACGCCGCCUCCCAGUAAUUACAUGUCGAGAGACAACGAUCCUACUCCGGCUUCCCCGCUCUCCGACUUGGCCAAGAAGAACAAGAAGUUUUCUUUCAAGGCCGUACUGGCCCGCAAGCCGGCGCGCGAAAGCAAAGGAAAGCAGAUCGCGCAACCCUUGCAACCGAUAAAGUUACCCGACACGGCCGUCGCGGGGAGGACGGCAGCAGGACAUCGACAUAUUGCCAUCUCUAUCCCCGUCGAGCACUCGCACCUUGGUCCCGAGAUCAAGUCACAGUAUCCCAUAUUCGAACGUCAAGAUGCGCCGGCAUCUCUCAACGCCAUUGAGUCAUAUUACAUGGAGCAAGACGAGCCCCUCACCGGCAACGUGUUGGGGCCCGUUCCUGAGGUCAGCGGGGAGUCUGACGAGAACGAGCCGGACUUGAUCAACACUUCGCAGGCAUCUUCACUAUCGUCACCAUGCACCCCACAUACAGCUGCAGAGAGUCAAUCCGACUUUUCUGCAGUCUCACCUAAGGUUUUGGGGGCUACGGAUCACGAGGAUAGGUUCCCGAGCAGUGAUUUCUACAGACCAUCAUUAUCGUCCGACUAUCCCCUCGAAUCUUGGGCAAGGUCUGAGACGCCUUUGAGCGAGCUUUUCGUCACAGCACCAAACAGCUUGAAAUCGGUACCAUCAUCUCCAUUCGAAACCAACUUUUCUCAGCGCAGCGGCGUCCACAGCAAAGACUUUGGUGCUCGCGCUCUAUCGGUCAAGAAGAAGGGUUUUGCAGCUCGGCAUCGACGCGAAAACCCCUUGAGGGAGAUGGAAAAUGCCUGGGAUGCCGACGGUGGUUUAGACGCUACUGCACCGCAGCCAGCCGCUGACGAGUCCACUAGCAACCAGUCGGCUGCUCAUUGGCAACUAGAACUAGAUCUAGACUCACCGCCCAAUAGCGCUGUCUAUACGCCACCGGAACACCCCGAGGAUAUCAUCAAUGACGAUCAUGCCUUUGAACCAGCAUGGGAACGUGGGAGGAGACUGUACAAUUCGCAUGACCUAGUCAAGCGCACCGAUGCUCUGGGGGAGAUGAUUCCGGGCAGUCCAACGUCGCAAAGGACAAUCACCCCGCAACAGAGCAUCGACGAUGUCUUCAAUAGAUCCAUCUCGCCGAUGGAGGUAUCGCUGAGGGACCAGGACUCUGGACUUGGAAUCUCCACAGUUUACUCGAAGCAAUCAUCCUCCCGCAAAGCUCUGACUCCUAUCAGGACCACCAAUUUUGGAAUGGGCAAAGAGGGAGCAGCAGAAGCAGCGGCAGCUGAUAGAGACGGCGAGUGUGCAUCAGCGACAAGCGAGUUUCCUCUGCGCAAAGAAUUCCGAAUGUCUCAGGUCUUGGAGCCAGGACAGUCUACGCCCACACCAUGGUCUGCAAAUUUGGAAAAGCAGGCACUUCGGAUGGAGCGCGAUGUCGAUUCCCUGCUGUCACCGCCGCCUGAAGAUAUGUUGUCGGCCUGGAGCGAUGACACGCCCUUGUCGGCCGCUCAAAAGGAGCCCACGCCACCAAACUCGCCCGAGGAUCUAGUCGAACAGGCAUUGGACAAGGAGACGCAGCAGUCACCGACCGAACAUAAGCUCAAGCCACGACCGCAGCAGUCAGCAGAAACCCCGACGACGCGCGCACUUCCGCAGCAGGACCGCAUCUCACUCACGCGGCGCAUCGAGCGGCGCAAAAAGCUUGCAGCGGCCGCGGCGGGGGCUCGCCAGGCUAGUCUGUUUGCGUCGAUCGCCGAAGUCGAAGCGAAAGCCAAGGCACUUAAGGAGCAAGACGCUAGCAACAAGUCAAGGCGCAACAGCCUAGCCGAUCCCAUGGCCUCGCAGGUCGCCCCCUCUGAAUUUUCGAGAUCGACGACGGACUCGGAGUCGGCGGACCAGCGCGUGGCGGAGAUGGAGCGGCGCGUCAGACAGCUGGAGCAGCAGCUCGAGCAGAGCGGAGAGGCAUGGAUGGGAGCCCUGAUGCCGCUGCUCACGACGCUGAACAAGACGCUCGAGGGCCAGCGCGCGCAGCAGCAGCAGCAGCAGCAGGAGAUGGCCGCCGAGAACCUGCGGAGGCAGCGGAGGAGGUCGAGCGCGUCCGAAUUUGGGUUCAGCUGGGGUCGGUACGACGAGUCGGCCGAGGAGCCGCCGGCAUCGCUUCGCCGAAACUCGAUGCAGAGAUACCUGCCAGAGGACGACGACGAGGACGAGCGUCUCUUUAUCUCCCGCAAGGGUCUGUCCCCCGCCCCGUCGAGGCAGUAUCGCGUGAUCACGCCGAUGGAGGACGAGGAAAACGACGGUCCCACGCAGGCUGCGAUGCAAAGGAUGCGUGGCAUGCGCAGGAGGAGCCUCGGCAGCACGAGCACCGGAACGUUUUACGGCCACUCGCGGAAGGCGAGCACCAUGUCGCAGGACUUUGAGGAGGAUUACGACUGCGGUCCGAGGAGAUUGUUUGGCGGCGAGCCUCACUGGCAGGGGUUCGACAGGGACAGAUUCAGCCAGCCGCAGCCCGCGACGCGCCACUGGCGGUUUCCCAGCACCUCGACGAUCGGGACGGAGAGCGUGGCGUCCGGGGCGUGGUCUUCUGCUCAUGGCGCGCGGCGACAACAGCAGCCGCAGUCGCAGCAGGAGGGCAAGUCGAGUCGGAGGGUGUCUUUUGCGAGCAGCAUGGACUUUGACCCGAGCAGAGAAGACAAGAAGAAGAAGAAGUCGAGGCGUAGGGAGUCAGUCGGUGGCACGAUGGAUAUGGGCAAGAAGGUGCAUGAUUUGUAUGGUCUUGGCGCCCUGAUGAACGAGCUGAGGGAUGCCGCGAGGGUGAGCCAGGAAUUCCUCCCUGAGAGCGCGACCAUGGCCGGUGAUGACUAG
Pyricularia grisea is the source of this 3307-nucleotide messenger RNA. RefSeq lists its product as uncharacterized. The transcript is spliced from 2 exons. The record is from RefSeq and is a predicted model, not a curated record. Lineage: Eukaryota; Fungi; Ascomycota; Sordariomycetes; Magnaporthales; Pyriculariaceae. Bases 11 to 3307 code for a protein of 1098 amino acids.